UCGGCGAGGCAGAAGGUGCAGGAGCAGGAGGGCCGGGUGGAGGGUGACGCUCAACUGCCAGGAUGCAGAUUUUUGUGAAGACCCUGACGGGCAAGACCAUCACCCUUGAGGUGGAGCCCAGCGACACUAUCGAGAACGUCAAGGCGAACAUCCAGGAUAAGGAAGGUAUCCCUCCCGAUCAGCAGCGUCUGAUCUUCGCGGGGAAGCAGCUGGAAGACGGCCGCACGCUCUCCGACGACAACAUCCAGAAAGAGUCCACUCUUCACCUCGUCCUUCGUCUCCGUGGGGGGACCAUCAAGCCCUCUCUCCGCCAGCUCGCCCAGAAAUACAACUGCGGCAAGAUGAUUUGCCGCAAGUGUUGCGCCCGCCUGCACCCCCGUGCCGUCAACUGCCGCAAGAAAAAGUGCGGCCACACCAACAACAACCUGCGCCCAAAGAAGAAGGUCAAGUAGACAGAGA
Molecule: messenger RNA, 459 nt
Organism: Lacerta agilis (Sand lizard)
Lineage: Eukaryota; Metazoa; Chordata; Lepidosauria; Squamata; Lacertidae
Product: ubiquitin-like
Exons: 1
Coding region: 63-452 (129 amino acids)
Biological process (GO): translation; protein ubiquitination; modification-dependent protein catabolic process
Cellular component (GO): ribosome; cytoplasm; nucleus
Molecular function (GO): structural constituent of ribosome; ubiquitin protein ligase binding; protein tag activity
Source: RefSeq, a predicted model, not a curated record